Messenger RNA from Torulaspora globosa, 1212 nucleotides. RefSeq names its product 25S rRNA (adenine645-N1)-methyltransferase (gene RRP8). The coding region runs from base 1 to 1212 and encodes 403 amino acids. The transcript has a single exon. Gene Ontology annotation, cellular component: nucleolus. Lineage: Eukaryota; Fungi; Ascomycota; Saccharomycetes; Saccharomycetales; Saccharomycetaceae. Gene Ontology annotation, biological process: rRNA methylation; ribosomal large subunit biogenesis. Gene Ontology annotation, molecular function: rRNA (adenine) methyltransferase activity. The record is from RefSeq and is a predicted model, not a curated record.
AUGUCUUUAUUUCAAGUCGAUGGUUGGGAUCUCAAGACUGACAAAGUCGCCUUUUUCGAUGCCAAUGCUGCAAAAACUGAGGAAAAGAAGAAAAAUAAAAAAGCCAAGAAGGAUAAGCUGAAAAAGGAUCGGCAAAGUAGGAAAAGCCAAGUCAUCAAUCAGGAAAUCGAUGAGCCCAGUGACAGCGAGCUUGAUGGCCAGGCAUUAAGUGUUAAUGACUCGCGGCCCAGAACUGCAGAAAGCAAAAACAUAAAGGAAAAGAGUAAGGGAAAUAAGCGUCUAUCAGAUAACCAAAUUCAAUCCACUGUGCCAGAGAAAAAGCAGAAUGUAUCACAAUCAGUGGGAAGCUCGAAAAAAUCAUUGACGCCUUUGCAACAAAAGAUGAUGGCUAAGUUGACGGGGUCUAGAUUUCGCUGGAUUAACGAACAGCUUUAUACUAUUAGCUCCGAUAAGGCUUUAGAAAUGUUGCAAAAUCAACCCCAGCUAUUUGACGAAUACCAUGAGGGGUUCCGUUCUCAAGUUACCUCUUGGCCAGAAAACCCAGUCAAUGUGUUUGUGGAACAAAUCCAACAGAGGGCAAAAAAACCUGUCAAUGCACCAGGCGGGCUCCCAGGGUUGCAAGAUUCGAAGAAAAUUGUGAUUGCAGAUAUGGGAUGUGGGGAAGCUCAGCUAGCUUUGGAGGUUAAUAAUUUCUUCAAGAAAUUUAACAAGAAUGCGAAGAAACACAAACAGCGAACGCACGAGGUCCAUAGCUUCGAUCUGAAGAAAGCUAACGAAAGAAUCACUGUCGCAGACAUAAGAAAUGUUCCUCUUCCUGAUAAUUCUUGUACAAUCGUCAUCUUUUGUCUCGCCCUGAUGGGCACCAACUUUCUGGAUUUCAUUAAGGAGGCCUACAGGAUUUUGGCACCUCGCGGAGAACUUUGGAUCGCAGAGAUCAAGUCCAGGUUCGCGGAUGAGACGGGAGAUGAAUUUGUCAAUGCACUCAAACUCAUGGGCUUCUUCCAUAAGAAAACCGAUAACGAAAACAAGAUGUUUGCCAGAUUUGAAUUUUUCAAGCCACCGCAGGAUAUCAUUGAGGAGAGGAAGGCAAAGCUCGAGAGAAGACACAAAUUUAUCGAAGUUGAAACCGAGAAAGAGCAAUUAGAAAACAAAAGAGUUAAAGUGUCAGAAGGGAAAUGGCUUCUAAAGCCUUGCAUUUACAAGAGGAGAUAG